Molecule: messenger RNA, 6558 nt
Organism: Colletotrichum orchidophilum
Lineage: Eukaryota; Fungi; Ascomycota; Sordariomycetes; Glomerellales; Glomerellaceae
Product: protein phosphatase 2C
Exons: 4
Coding region: 1-6558 (2185 amino acids)
Biological process (GO): cAMP biosynthetic process; intracellular signal transduction
Molecular function (GO): protein binding; magnesium ion binding; adenylate cyclase activity
Source: RefSeq, a predicted model, not a curated record
AUGACGAGCAAUGAGGCCGGCUCCCGCUUCAGCUCUCUCACGAGCACCAGUACCGACAGCACCCGAUCAUCGGCCACCGUGAGACCCUCCAGCAACCCCGUUCCAUCAUCGCGUAUGUCGUCCAUGCGCCUGAAGAUGGAGGGCAAUGGGAAUGGAUCUCUCGCAGACAAAUCUUUCAUUAGUGAUUUGAGUCCAGCCGACCCGUCCGCCUCCUCCCCUUCUGCCUCUGCGCCGCGCGGAGCUUUGUCACCAGGAACACCAAAGUCCAAUGCCUCGUCCUCUCGCGAUCAUCGCCUGAGCGACUUCGGCAACUAUCGUCGAGACCUGGCCGUCCUAGAGAACUUUGGCGGCCGUCUGCCCUCCAACCAACACAAUCCUCCCACGUCCACUCCCUCCUCCGCCUCUCAGAUAGCUCCCUGGAUGUCGCCAUCCAACGGCGGUGCCACCGCAUCCACGCCUCAGAGCCAGCUCAAUACUACCUUUUACAACGAUUCGAGCGAUAACUUGUCCGUCGCCUCGCAGCUCUCGCCUGGCUUCCGUCCGCCUACAAAUCGCCUUGCGCCGCAAUCUUCUGGCAGCCAAGAUUCGCCUGAGGUGGCAUACUUUGAAGACGAGCGAAGGCCUUCUCUGGCUAGCAUAACAACGUUGAGUAGUCAGGGCUCCAAGACGAGCGUUCGAAGAGGUGGAUUGCAAAAACUGCAGGGUUUCUUUGGGGAGGAAUUUCCUGGGCGAGACGGUUCCGAGAGUAGUUUGCAUUCGAGUUCUGGCAGGGACCGCUCGCGGUCCUACAGCCACAGCCGCCCUACCAGAGAUCGCAACUACUCUAACGCGACAGACCAUGCACGAGACCGAGAAGCUUCGCCUUCAUCAUCGAGACCAAGAACGCCUGUACCGGCUCCUGAAGUUGUUCCAUUCCUCUACCAAGAGGCUGAUGAUAUUGCCAGGUUCGGCGAAGCCCCAGUCAGAGACAUUUUGAGCGGUCCCGACCGCGAACGUUACAUGAACAACGAAAAUCCCAACAACCCGCAAAAUCCACCAAAGACGUCCUCAUCCAACCGCUCCGGCCACUCAAUCGUGCAUCUUCCCGGCCACCACCACCGCCACAACAGGAGCAUUGAUGAUGGCAGGGCACUGCGACCAACUGUAAGCAGGGAAGAUUCGCAGGCCAGCUUGCAAGUACAGCAGAACCCCCGAGAGCGUGGUGGUUCAGCAGCCACCGUCAUGUACGGCUCCAAUCGAUCCCGCGCCCAAAGCCCGACGCCGAGCGGCGGCUACUUCAGCUCGAGACAUGGCACUGUCGAUGGCUCGACGUCGCCUGGCGGCCAGCACCAACACCAGCAGCAACAGCAACAGACGCCGCACCACUCCAAGAGAAAUCUACUGCAUCGUCUACGACGGAACAAGGACAAAGAUGAUGGAACGUCUAGAUUACGCGACCUCCCGGGCUCGACUCGGUCAUUGGCCGCCAAGCCUUCCCGACCAGAAUUCGCUAGACCCGAGCUAUCACCUUCAACCUUCCCGCUCGCCUCCUCUGGCACCGAGCCUGGUCCGGACCAGGACCCUCGACUGGCAGCGUACAACCAACGAAACCAGACCUUCAACAACAGAUUCCCAUUUUCCAAAAGCAAAGGUCGGCAACAACGGCCGACAGACACGCAAGAUGAGCAGAUCGGACCGACCGAUAGGCAGCCCGGAGCACACAGCAAUGCCGGACUACUUGGGGGGAUUAUCUUGGAUACCAACCUGAAUGAUAUGGACGGUAUUCUUACGAAACCGCAGCCUCUGACACCCAUGGAUAACGGCUUGUUCUCAAACAUUAGCGAUCUCGAAAAGGUCGAACAACCCCCUCCAGUGCCUGCGAAGCCCGAUGCUGUCCUUGGACCCAAUGGGUCUUGGAACGCGCCGGACAGCUGGGCUGUGCGCCGUAACACAGAGGACACCACGUACCAGGCGCCAGACAUCGACGAUAUUGGCAGUCCACCUCGGCCCGACGAGAAGAUGACACCUUACUGCAUUCGCAUCUUCAGAUCCGACGGGACGUUUGCGACUUUGUCCAUGGCCCUUGAUGCUAGCGUUACCGAUGUUAUAUCUCAACUUAUUAAGAAGACUUAUGCGACGGAUGGGCUGGAGAAUUACCACAUUAUUUUGAAGAAGCAUGACUUGGUCCGGGUGCUCGGUGCUCCCGAGCGACCACUUUUGAUGCAGAAGCGGCUGCUGCAACAAAUUGGGUACGAGGAGCGGGACCGGAUCGAAGACGUUGGUCGGGAGGACAACAGCUAUCUGUGCCGGUUCAUGUUCCUUUCCUCGAGAGAAAGCGACUUCCACUCCGUCACGAACGACCUCGGACUUGGACGCAUACAGAAGUUCAACCACGUCGACCUUGCCGGCCGCAACCUCAUCACAAUUCCGAUCUCGCUCUAUUCAAAGGCCUCUGAGAUUAUAUCGCUAAACCUAUCACGCAACCUUUCCCUGGAUCUCCCCCGCGACUUCAUUCAAUCAUGUCAAAACUUGAGAGACAUCAAGUUCAACAACAACGAAGCACGACGAUUACCACCCAGUCUAGGCAAGGCGGCAAAGCUGACGUACCUCGAUGUGUCUAACAAUCGAUUGGAACAGCUGGACCACGCAGAACUAAACGGUCUACAGGGCAUACUCAAGCUCAACAUAGCCAAUAACCGCCUCAAGGCCCUUCCGCCGUAUUUCGGUGCCUACAGGGCUCUGCGGAACCUCAACAUCUCAUCCAACUUUCUGGACAAGUUUCCGUUGUUCCUUUGCCAGGUGGAGACUCUCGUUGAGUUGGACCUCAGCUUCAAUUCGAUCAGUAGUCUACCUAACGAGAUCGGGAGACUGAGAAACUUGGAAAAAUUCGUGAUAACCAACAACAGGCUGUCAAAUGCGCUGCCCGAAACUUUCAGCGAGUUGCAAGGCCUCCGAGAGCUGGAUAUCAAGUACAACGCCAUCACGAGCAUCGACAUCAUCUCACUACUGCCCAAGCUAGAGAUUCUUUCAGCAGACCACAACAGUAUCUCACAAUUCAUCGGCAGUUUCGACAGGAUACGGAGCUUGAAAUUGAACUCCAAUCCGAUCACUAAAUUCGAGAUCAACGAGCCAGUUCUGACAUUAAAGAUGCUAAAUCUAUCUCACUGCCAACUCGCGAGUAUCGACGAGACAUUCAACAUGAUGUUAAACUUGGAGCGUCUCGUGCUGGACAAAAACUACUUCGUGUCCCUGCCACCACUCAUCGGGAACCUAAGCAAGUUGGAGCACUUCAGUAUUGCGAACAAUAACGUAGCGGAACUGCCCCCUUCCAUAGGAUGUCUUACGGAGCUGCGAGUGUUGGACGUGCGGAGGAACAACAUCAGGAAACUGCCGAUGGAGCUGUGGUGGGCGAAUAAGCUCGAGACCUUGAACGCAUCUUCCAACAUUUUGGAGAACUUCCCCAAGCCGGGCUCAAGACAACCCCGGCCGUCGGGCGAAGAAGCACAGACGCCAUCUGCUGUGAACAAGCCCAACCCAAUGGAGCGCAUCGCUCAGUCUCCGUUGGAAGAAUCACCAGAUGCAUCCAGGAGACCGAGCCAGAACUCGUCGUCAACCUUGCUGAGCGUUGGACCGUCGCCUGUACCAGGUGGUGGCGACAGGAAGAGCUCUGUGGUGUCAGUAUAUGGUAAGGGUGGCCGAAAGACGUCAGUUGUGUCUAGGUCUACAUCGCAAGGCACCGUGCCGCCAUUACCACCCUCUGCAACCGCAAGGAAAGACUCCAGUCUGUCAUCAAGGCUGUAUACGACUUUUGCCGGAUCUUUGCGCAACCUGUACUUGGCCGAGAACAAGCUUGACGACGAAGUUUUUGACCAGAUUACGAUGCUCAACGAGCUACGCGUCCUCAACCUGUCUUGGAAUUAUAUCAACGACAUGCCACAAAGAUCAAUCAAGAGCUGGCCUCAGAUGGUGGAACUUUAUCUCUCUGGUAACGAGCUGACGACGUUGCCGGCUGAUGAUCUUGAAGAUGCCAGUCUGUUGCAAGUGUUACACAUCAACGGGAACAAGUUCACCAACCUGCCGGCCGACAUUUCCAGGGCUAAGAAACUUGCGGUGUUGGACUGUGGCAGCAAUUCCCUCAAAUACAACAUCUCCAAUGUUCCGUACGACUGGAACUGGAAUCUCAACCCGAACCUCAGAUACCUCAAUCUUUCGGGCAACAAGCGCUUGGAAAUCAAACAAACCGCAGUUGGUCCGACGGUGACGAACCGAGAGUCUCUCGCCGACUUCAACAGGCUCUCCAACCUGAGGGUACUAGGUCUCAUGGAUGUCACCCUUACACAACCUACGAUCCCGGACCAGAGUGAGGAUCGCCGUGUGCGAACGUCUGGUUCUCUUGCCGGCCAUCUUCCAUAUGGUAUGGCCGACACGCUGGGCAAGAAUGAACACCUUUCAACCAUCGACCUUGUGGUGCCUCGAUACAACUCCACGGAGACCGAGACCCUGCUUGGUUUGUUUGAUGGGCAGGCUCUCUCCAGCGGAGGCUCCAAGAUUGCCAAGUAUCUGCAUGAGAACUUUGGCCACAUCUUUGGCAUGGAGCUGAAGGGCCUCAAAACGCGUCUCAAUGAGACACCGGCGGAUGCUUUGAGGCGUGCCUUCUUGUCUCUCAACAAAGAUCUUGUCACCGUGGCCAUCCAACACACCGAAGAGCGUUCGCAAAAGACGCAUAGGGGCUCUGCAACGCCGGUCGUGUUGAGCAAAGAAGACCUCAACUCUGGCGGUGUCGCCACCGUGGUCUAUCUUCAAAACACUGAGCUCUACGUCGCCAAUGUGGGCGACGCUCAAGCUAUGCUCAUUCAGACAGAUGGCUCCCACAAGAUCCUCACGCGGAAGCACGAUCCAGCUGAGCCGAGCGAGCGACAACGCAUUCGCGAGGCUGGAGGAUGGGUCUCUCGUAACGGCAGACUGAACGACCUGCUUGAGGUUUCCAGGGCCUUUGGCUAUGUAGACCUCAUGCCAGCGGUCCAAGCUGCGCCCUACGUCAGCAAUUUCACUAUCCGCGAGCAGGACGACAUCAUUCUGAUUGCCACAAGAGAAUUUUGGGAGUACUUGGAUCCCGCUCUGGUGGUUGACUUUGCGAGACAGGAGCGCGGUGACUUGAUGAGAGCAUCGCAAAAGCUUCGUGACUUGGCCAUCGCCUAUGGCGCCACCAACAAGAUUAUGGUCAUGAUGAUGAGCGUCGCCGAUCUUAAGAGGCGGGUUGAAAGAUCAAGGCUUCAUCGUGGCCAGAGCAUGUCUUUGUAUCCCUCGGGCGUACCAGAAGACCUUCAACAACCCCUGCGAAGAGGCAAGAGGAACAAAGCCGACGUUCUCGAUUCAAGUCUUCAACGUCUUGAGGCUGAGAUUCCAGCACCGACAGGCAACGUUUCUAUCGCCUUCACUGAUAUCAAGAACUCGACUACUUUGUGGGAGAUGUAUCCCGCUGCCAUGAGAUCUGCAAUUAAACUGCACAACGAAGUCAUGCGUCGGCAGCUGCGGAGAAUUGGUGGGUACGAGGUUAAGACUGAAGGAGAUGCAUUCAUGGUAUCUUUCCCGACAGCCACAUCGGCGCUGCUCUGGUGUUUUGCUGUGCAAAUGUCAUUACUGGAUGUCAACUGGCCUGCCGAAGUCAUCAACUCUGUUUCUUGCCAGGCACUUUACGACAAGGACAACGCCUUGAUCUUCAAGGGUCUCUCAGUACGCAUGGGCAUUCACUUCGGCGAAGCCGUCAGUGAGAUGGAUCCCGUCACGAGGCGUAUGGACUACUUUGGUCCAAUGGUCAACAAGGCUUCUCGUAUUUCGUCCGUAGCUGAUGGUGGGCAAAUCACCGUUUCAUCUGACUUCAUCUCGGAGAUCCAGCGCUGUUUGGAGAACUAUCAGGACACGGACAGAAACGGGUCGAUUGGGUCCGAAGAUACCUUUGAUGAUGACCAGAUGGGUUUGGCAAUCCGAAAAGAUCUGCGAUCUCUCAGCUCUCAGGGUUUCGAAGUGAAAGAAAUGGGUGAGAAGAAACUGAAGGGCCUCGAAAACCCGGAAGUCGUGUACUCCUUGUACCCGCAUGCACUUGCGGGCCGUAUCGAGCAUCACCAACAACAUGAGCAACGGACCGAAGUUGACAAACCGGCCAUUCUCCAGGCAGGCAGCCAGUUGGCUUUCGACACCGAAUCUAUCUGGGCUUUGUGGCGCGUCAGCUUGCGACUGGAGAUGCUGUGCAGCUCUCUAGAAAACGUGUCUGGCCAGGGCUUGCAACCACCCGAAACAGAGCUAUUGGAGAGAAUGAAACACCGAGGAGGUGAAGUCACGGAACGGUUCCUGCUCAAUUUCAUGGAGCAUCAAGUGAGCAGAAUAGAGACCUGCGUAACGAGCUUGUCGCUUCGUCAUAUUUCUUUCGGCAGCGCACCAUUGCAACAACUUGAGGACAUGCGAGGUCCUAUGAGCGACAUCCUUGACCAGGUUGCCAAGCAGAUGGCCGAGCUAGCAAGGUACAAAGCACUGUAUGGCGAGUUGAACGACAUUGAAGACGACGGGAGCGAAACGGAAUGA